GACACUUCGGCGGCCUGUGUGGGGUUUCAUAUCCAGGAGGCGACGAAAUGGUUAACGCCAGGCUGCUUGUUUGUCUGCGUCUAAAUAAUUAAAAAGCAACCGGCCUGUCGCGUUUUUUUUCCCUCGCACCGCAGCUAUUAACGGAAGGCAGGAUAGUGCAGAGGUCGGAAGGGGGCGCCUGAGGGCUUCGCUGGGGUGGCCCCACCCUGAACAGAGACGCGAGGGAAGCCCGGCGCCGGUGGGGUAUUAACUUGCAGAAAAAGUGCCCCCCUGUGGGGGCAAAUAACGCGCACGCGGGUGAGCCGCUUGAAGCUUUUGGUACUCGGGCGGGAAACGGGGGAGCGGAAAGGGUGAUGAAGUACUCCGGGGUGGCUCGGUGGGGCAAAAUGGCAGCGUGUUGGUAAGAAGGGCCCCGACGCUCAGCCCGCUGAACCCACCAGUUAUCACCAACACAACGCCAUCCUUGCCCUCGCCCUCGUCUUCCUCAUCCCCAUUGUUGUAUGUGGCGCCCGUGGCUUGCAGUUGGCGGGUGCCCGCUUUCUUUUUUUGCGACGAGCCUUGGAUCUGGGAACAAAGUAACUUGGCUGUAGGGUACCUGCCUGACGCCCAACACUUGCCGGCUUUCCAGGGCUGUGACUCCUGACGUCUCACUUCGCAACGAAGGCCAGGUCCCCUAAACAUGGGAUCAUGGCCACCAUGUCUCCUCAGAAGAGAUGUCAUGAUGACAGGACUCCUGAAGUGACAGGUCAGCCCUUAAGGAAAAGUCCUCGUCUGUGUCCCAGUUCAGAAUUGGAGACUGGUGCUGAGCUUUCAAAGGAGAAGCAGCGGAACCUGAGGAGACGAGCCAGGGUUCACUUUGUGCCUCCUCUGCAGUUUUGCUGUAAUCAACAGGGUGGCUUGCUGGAGCGCAGUCCCCGGUCAUCAGCCAGGCUUCCCUCUAAACUGCAGCAUGGGAGGUCUCCAACACUGUUGACAUCCAAGGAGCAGGCAAGACAUAGGAGGACAAAGAUAGCGGGCACAAGGAAAAAUGAGGAUGUAAGGCACAAAGCCAGCAAGACCGUAUCUCAUAAAAUGCCAGUAGCAAAAUGCAGAUCAGGUGAAAAAUCAAGACAGGAGAAUGGACCGGAUAGCUCUAGCUGUCUUGGGGAUCACCCAGAAAACUGCCAGCAGGGCAUUGACGUGGAAGCCGAGCUACAAACAAAUCCAGGAGUGCUUGGCGAUUGUGACUCGCAGGUCCACCCCGUUCCAGCUCUGAAACGAUGGGUCAUGGGUCCCCUGUUCCAGUCUCUGAAGUCCAAAGUUGCUAGCUUUACUGAGAUUGUUAUGUCACCUGUUCGACUAUUUAAACCCAGUGACGUGCUGGCAGAAGAUACCUCAAGGAGCCCACGUGCGACGGAAGAAUUGUUGGGUGGUCUUGCAGCAGACUUUCGGAUACCGGAGAGGCCUUUAAGCCAGGAGUCCAUUGCCUCAAAAUCACCUGUGUGGCUUGAGGAGACAUGUGAAUUAGACACAGGGCUGCUUCUGGAUAGUCCAGAUCUGUCAGGUUUAUCUGAAUCAUGUGAUGAGUGUCAUGAGUUCCUCUCUCGAUCUUCAGACAAUGGAGAAGACUUGAAAUUGAGUUCAAGGCCUUCCAGAAAACUGAGGGAAACCAAUGCACUAUUGUCAAAGAUCUCUGUUUUUGAGGAGGGCUUUGAGCUACAGUCAACAGCCAUGGCCUCUUUAAAAUCUCAAGAAGAGGAGGGGAGGUUCUGUACCUCCGACUGCUCAGAAGCCUUUAUUGAGGCAAUUUCUCAAUCUCCAACAUCCCACGGCAAAAGUAGUAUAUGUCAGACGCCACCUUUGACUCCGAGAAAGAACAGAACCAGUAAUUUGCCUUCUACAACCCCUAGGAAAAGAAGUAGCUCUCCAUCACCUUCAGAAACUCCUGGAAAAUGGAGGAACUCCCAGUCAUCUCCUGAGACCCCUAGCAAAAGGAGAAGCUUCGAGCCUUCUGAGACACUUGGCAAAACAGGCGGGUCCCAGUCACUUGAUAAUUUGGUUUCAGCCAUAGGGUCUGAACUGCCAACAAAACAAUGCCAUGACGAGAAGAAGAGUAGGAUGCAAGCAGAACUGUCAGUAUCUAGAAGAAGCUUUCAGUUAGUAACGGACAUCGAAGGGUCAGAAACCCCAAAAACCCGAGGGAGAGAGAACUGCAGCAACUUGCAAGAUAAAGAGUCAGACUUACCAGUCACAAUGAAGUCUGACUAUAUUAAAAUGGUGUGUAGGACCCCACUGCGUAGUACCAUGGAUCAUCAGGAACCUAGAUCUUGUGAGGACUUCUCAGACAUGCCGGUGGUACAUGGGACCCACAAGGAGUCUCCAAUCAUCACUCGUAGUAGCACCAUCUCGAAGGAGACAAGGAGACCUCAUUCUUCUGGGAGGAAAAAUGCACUUUCCCCAGCCAAGCUGCACUCUGAGGAUGGUUCCCCAAGACAGAAGACACUUCUUGAUUCAAAGCAAAGACUAUCGGGCAGAUAUGGGAAACUGUGUAAGAGAAACCAAUCAUGCACUUUGAGCGGCGUGUCCUUGGGUAGUGUGAAAGCUUCCAGAUCCUCUUUAAGAAGAUUGAAAACUCGUAAAAUUGUCUGCAGGUGUUGUGAGAGCCCGAGGAACAAGACACCAGGGUCCUUACUGGCAUUGAAGUAUCACAGAUCAGUUCAGAAUUCGCAAAAACUGGGACAGCUACAUACAAGUGUAAGACGAAGCCCCAGAAAGGUGGAUAUUUUGUCUGAUUUUAAGUCCCUUAGAUCUGGAACACUUAUCAGAGUAUCUCCUGAACAAAAGAUGUUGAAACCACCAGUGGUAAGAAAUCUGUCCUCCACUGCAUUUAGCACACAAACUGAUGCAGAAGGAGAAAGUUCACAUCAUGUAGAAGUCACCAUCCACAUUGCAGAAGAAGAAGGUGUUCAGAAGCCUGCACAGAUUGACCCAUCUUCCAGAGAAGCUUGCGAGGAAAAGAUUUUGGGAACACCUAAAACUUCUAGGAGUUGUACAGAUCUCUCUCCUCCUGUUAGAUCCACCAGAAGAACUUCUCUGCGCUUAAGAUCACUCCACAAUGUGACAAACUGGAGGGUCUCUUCUGUUACUUUCCCUGGAAGCCCAAAGCGUGUAGUGGGAGCUGCAUACCUUCAUGGGGUCAGUCAAUUGCACAACAGAGCUAGAGCAUCUUAUGAGUUUUGCAGAAGCCCCCAGAAGAUGGAACAUUUCCUGGACUUUAAGUCCCUGAGAUCUGGAGCACUUAUCAAAACCUCUUCUGAAAAGAAGAGGUUAAAACCGUCUGCAGCAUUACAUUUGUCUCCUGUAGCCUUUUCAAUUGAGCCCACUAAAGCAGGGGAUAGUCCUUCUAAAGUGGAACAUGUGUUCCACCAUUUGGACACGACCACCACCCCCCAGAUUAUUGGUGAACAAAGUAUUCAGAGAUUGCCCGAGACUGAUCUGGCCUCUGCACAAAGUGGUGAGCAGAAAAAUUUGGGGGACUUGGGAUUGCCUGGAAGAUUGGCAGCUCAGUCUCCCUCUGCUAUAUCCGCACAAAGUUUUAUCCCUCCAGGUAGAGAGGAUAAAAUGGAAAUGAGGAAAAGCUCUUCUGGACAUUGCAGCUCACCACAGGAUUUCCCUGAACGGAGCGUCUCUCCUGAACAGCCUUCUGUAAGUUCUCCUGGGAAUUUGCAGUCUGUAAUGGGAUCUGUAUGCCCUCAAAGGAAGGCCAAAUUGCACGGUGCUGACGGACACUCUUCUGAACUUCGUAGAAGCCCCAGAAAGGCUGUCAGCUUGGACUUUAAGUUGUUGAGGUCUGGAGCACUUAUUAAAGUAACUUCUGAAGGGAAGGCUUUGAAGCCUCAAGUGGUAAGACUCCUUUCUCCUACGGCCUGUUCCACGCAGUCUGAUAGAUCGGGAGUUAGCUCUCCUUUGAAGGAAGACAGUCUUGACCAGAUUGUGAAAGGGAAGCAUAUUCUGGAGCCAGCAGAGAUUGAUUCAUCCUCUAGAGAAACUGGUGAAGAAGGAAGUUCAGGAACAUCUGCACCUUCAGUAAGCCCUCCUAGAGUUACUCGAAGAUCCCUCACGCUGUUGAGACAAAACAACGUGGAUCCAGAAAAUAGGACGUCUUUAUGCUUUAGGUCACCAAAUGUAAGAAGUUCCUUAACUUCACCCAGUGGUACACAGUGUGCAUCAGAGACCUUGUGCCAUCAUAGAGACAUUGAUUUGCACAGUGAAGCUAGACUUUCUUCUGAGCUCCCAGGAAGCCCCAGAAAGGAGGGUAGCUUGCUUGACUUUAAAUUGUUAAGAUCUGGUGCGCUUGUUAAUGCAUUUUCAGAGCACAAAACGGUGUCAAAACCACCUGUAAUAAAACAUUUGUCGUCUUUAAAUACCUUUGACCUGUCAGGUAAAGCAGAGUCUAGUUCUCCUCGUGUGGAAGUUAUGUUACACCGUUUAAAAGUAACCACCUCGACUGUGGAUGUUGAAAGCUUUCAGAAGUCGGCAAAGGUUGAUGUCUGCCUAAAGGCAGCUAGUGUGGGAACAUCAGGAUCGCCUCCUGCAAGAUUCACCAGAAGAUCUCUAACUCUAGGAGAACAGUGUGGCAAGGAACUGGAGAAAAGCCCUCCUUUGCACUUUAGAUCACAGUGUGAUGAGACGAAGUGGAGGCCCUCCUGUCAUUCUGGAACUACACUCAGCAGCCUACAUGUGUACUGUCCCAAGGAGGAUGAAUCACAAAGUGGAGCUGGACUGUUUUCUGAGCUUCUCAGAAGCCCAAUUCGGCUUGCGCGUUCAAGAGAAGCCCUCGGUCCACAAGGAGAGCUUACUUCUCUGGCUGUUACUGCUCUGUCUGAAGCAGAGAAGCCUGGCCUACAGCACAGGCUCCGCAGAGCCACGCCAUCUCCAAAGCAAGAGUGGGGUAAAGGGAGUGGUUUUAAGCUGAGGUCUGGAAUCAGCGAAUCAGCUCAGAGAGUCCAGAAUACCCCUGAUGAUGAGGAUGUGGAGGGUACUGUUUUCCAUUCAGUGCCAUCUCCCAGAAUGCAACUGAGGUCACGGGUCAGCCCUGGAGGGGAGGAGAGACAUUUAUUCCUUCAACAGGCAGGCAUGUCAAGCUCUAGUAAAGUGGAGACCGCUAUUACCAGUUCUAGAAAAGCCCCAACCCUUAUCCGCAGCUACUCCUGUCCUGAUUUUCCUUCCUGCUCUCCCGAGUCUCUGUUGGCUGUGCUUGCUGGCCCUCCUCUUGUCAAGGUUGUCCCCCAGUUGCUCCAAGAUGCUUCCAAGUGCCCUCGACUGCGGAGGCACACUGUCUGUAGUUUGGAGGUGGAAAGAGAGGUUGCCCCCUUGUGUCUGCGGAAAGAAGUUUUCCCGGGAUGUAACCAGGGACCUGCAACCCGCCAUUCCACCUCACCGCUCUCUACACUGGCCUCUUGUUUCCUCUCCAGUCCCCUGGCAUUUUUGUCCCGUCGCCAUAGCCCUGAUGGCGAGGAAGAUGACAUUUCCCUGCCCCCUUGUCUACCACCUACUUCUUCCACCUCCCCCAACUUCCUCUGUUCCAGUUCUUCUCCGUGUGUCCCAGGAGGUCACCAGUCACCUGUUACCCACUGCAGUCCACAAACACAGCUUGCAGAGUUGUCAAGCUCAAGGGAAAAUGUGGGAUUUUGCCAAAGCAGGAAAGAAAUCACAACCACCCCAGUAGAGGAGGAAGACGAGGGGGAAAAGGGGGAAUUUCCAUUGUUGGACUCGGACAUCAAGGUGGACUGUACAAGCGAAGGUACGAGAGGCAGAGUUUCCCGAAUUCGAAUUAGGAAGACACCCCCGAAGACACCAACCAAUCUGACACCUAUGGGCCUCCCCAAAACAGUCAGGUUAAACAAGAAAAAAUUCAGCCUGGAAGAAAUUUACACAAACAAGAAUUUUCGAAUGCCUCCAGAAGGCCGCCUGGAGACGAUAUUUGAAGAACCGGUCAACAGCCGGAACGGUUCAGUUUGUCUGGUUGGCCAGCGGCGGAUGAAGCGAAUCCUAGAGUUCCCAGACCUGGGUGCACCUAGGAAGCAGAAGCGGACUCUAAAUGUAACCACAAAUUCCAAGAAAGGAGGUGGUGCCAGAACACGGCGGAGUAAUGCCGUCCAGCAGACCACCCGGUCCCUGACCUCAGAAGAACUGGACACCCUCCUCUGCUCCAAGCUUAGUGAACUGGAGAGCUGGCUGGAAAGAGAUGGCGUGUGACUUAAGGCGCUAGAAGUAGGGCAUCAUGUGGAGUUGGGGAUGGCAGUGGAAUGGAGUGAGGUGGGCUGGGGUGGGUUGUAACUAUAAAAAGUAAAUAAAAUUAAAUGAACCCCCCCCCCAGUGUAGUUCUUACAAAAGGCUUGACUUUUGGUAACCUUUCCUGCCUGGGAUCAGAGGCCCCAACAAGGAAGACAGCAGGUACAGCCUGGAGGAGGGAUGAUAUUAUUGGUGGGGUUACGAUAACGAUGGGGGCUGGAUUUAAGCGGACGGCUACUCCUUUACUUCUCUAUCCUUGUUCAUAGGGUCCACCAGUGUCUCUUAUUUUGCUCUUUCCAUAAGUGCUGUAUGUUUUUCCAUUACUCUUGCUGUCGCACUUUUUGCUAAAGGGAGUCCAGCUGGGGCCGAGGACUGUGCUGUCCAGUGUGCGUGAUUGCGUGUGUGUGAUUUUUUUAAAUUGUUUAAAACAAAGUAGGAAAGGAUAUUGAGUUUGGGAGUCAUUGGGGCACCUGCAGUUUGGAGGAGGCACGGUUUGUUUAGCAGCCAGCAUGUCGGUACAUUUUUUUUUUUUUUUUUGAUGAUUUCGGAGUAGGAUGGGUCAGCUGGCACAACUGGCCAAGUUAGCAUACCAGUCUUAGGGGGCGGGGCUUAAGGGAGGCUACUGGACAAUUUUAGAAAAACAAGCAUACUGGGCGACAUUGAUUUAUUUAAAAAAAAAAAAAAAAAAGUUAAUAAUACAAACUUGAGGAUGUUAUUUAAGGUGUUGAAUGUUUCCUUUUAUUGUAUAUAUAACUAUUUUUAUAAGCAUCCAAAAAUAAUAUUUUUUGACUAAACUAACAAUUUUGUUCUUAGCCAAACAAUUAAGAGUUCUUUCUGUUUCAGUGUGGCUCUAUCAUUGAGAGAUGGAAAGGUCUGUUGUAGUUUUUAUGUGUUUGUGGGAUUUUGGGGUGGGGGGGGGGGGUGGCAUCAGUUUUUAAAUAAUUGUCAUAUAUUGUUCAGUCUGUCAAAUCUUUAUUAAAUAAGGAAAGUUUCAAACCCCA
Erpetoichthys calabaricus (reedfish) is the source of this 7274-nucleotide messenger RNA. It is a transcript of the gene prr14, whose product is annotated as proline rich 14. The record is from RefSeq and is a predicted model, not a curated record. The coding region runs from base 688 to 6237 and encodes 1849 amino acids. Lineage: Eukaryota; Metazoa; Chordata; Cladistia; Polypteriformes; Polypteridae. The transcript has 10 exons.